This is a messenger RNA of Pelodiscus sinensis (Chinese soft-shelled turtle), 1372 nucleotides long. RefSeq names its product translocase of inner mitochondrial membrane 21 (gene TIMM21). Gene Ontology annotation, cellular component: TIM23 mitochondrial import inner membrane translocase complex. Lineage: Eukaryota; Metazoa; Chordata; Testudines; Trionychidae. The record is from RefSeq and is a predicted model, not a curated record. Gene Ontology annotation, biological process: protein import into mitochondrial matrix.
AUUUUUUUUCCAGGGAACUUUGCAAACGUGAUGGAGGAAGUUGAAAAUGUCAGCGAGCACAGGGUAAUGUAGGUUUCUCGAUUAAAGUAAAUCAACAAGGUAAAAGCAAAUUCAAAUUGAGAGAUUGCUCCAAUUCUGUUUCACUAAAGGGACAGCACCUUCAUUGCACACACUAUGUAUGCGUUGCUUAGGUGCAGAUUACAUUAAGUUAAGAUCUUUCCUGCAAUAAUCAAGGGAGGGUUUAGUUCAACUAAUCUACAUAGAUCUUUGUUUGUUGGUAACAUACUAAGACUUGUUUUGCCUCAUGAUGUUUUCUCCUUCGUUUACACGAGUUAUUAAAUGCAGCGAGAAGUUACAAGGCUCGACAGGAAAGUGGUUGCUUGCCCUCCAUGGGAAAGUGUUUCUAAGGACUUGGCGGUGUUUUAUGUGGGGGCAGGAAUUUUCCCACAUAGAAUCUGUGUUGCGUCCUCGUAUGCUUUUCCAAGGUGCAAAACAAAAUAUCUGGACCCAGGAAGGAUCCCUCAGAGCUGGGAAUAACAGCAAACAAGUGUCUGUGCAAAGAAGUCACAAAGGAGGCGCACCCGUGUCGGCUGCUCAGAAAGUAAAAGAAGCUGGCAGGGAUUUUACCUAUUUCAUAGUGGUGCUCGUUGGGAUUGGCAUUACAGGUGGCUUGUUUUAUGUGAUUUUUAAAGAACUAUUUUCUUCUUCCAGUCCCAGUAAGAUAUAUGGUAACGCCUUAGAAAAAUGCAGAUCUCACCCUGAGGUAAUAGGUGUUUUUGGUGAACCCAUUAAAGGUUAUGGUGAGUCAACUCGACGAGGAAGACGACAGCUUGUCAGUCACAUUCAAUAUGUAAAAGAUGGAUUGAAAUACAUGCGCUUAAAGUUUUACAUUGAAGGCUCAGAAAAGGGAAAACAAGGGACAGUCCACGUGGAAGUUAAAGAGAAUCCUGAAAGUGGAAGAUAUGAGUACCGUUACAUAUUUGUGGACAUUGAUACCUACCCUAGAAGAACCAUUGUAAUUGAAGAUAAUAGAUAGCGAAAGAACCAAGUGAUGGUGACAGUUCUUGAGUGGUGGUGAAUGAUACCCAAUCAGUGUAGAAAUGAAUGGGGAUUUCACAGGUGAAUCUGGGGCUAGUAGCAUGUUGGUUAUCAUCAUUGUAUUUAUAAUGGAAGUGUAGCAGGAUUUGAUGUGAACCAAAUUCUGAAGUAGUGUCAUUUAUGGCAAAAGAAAAAUCAUGAUAUGAAAGAAUUGUUAUGCAGUGAAUGUAAUGCUGGAUAGUAUUUCUGCACCAGACCUCCACCCCCACCACUAUUGUCUUCCACCAUUUCACAAAAACACUUCAGAUAAAAAUGACGUGCAAAAUGUGGAAAA